Ricinus communis (castor bean) is the source of this 1988-nucleotide messenger RNA. Its product is annotated as probable cinnamyl alcohol dehydrogenase 1. Gene Ontology annotation, molecular function: zinc ion binding; oxidoreductase activity, acting on the CH-OH group of donors, NAD or NADP as acceptor. Lineage: Eukaryota; Viridiplantae; Streptophyta; Magnoliopsida; Malpighiales; Euphorbiaceae. The transcript is spliced from 7 exons. The coding region runs from base 520 to 1596 and encodes 358 amino acids. The record is from RefSeq and is a predicted model, not a curated record.
AUUCUCCAAGAAGUGAAUUAAGACUUAAAAUAGAGGAGCGCUAAAGAAGCAAAACUAUAGCCCAAAAUCACACAGCAGGAUUGGUUGGGCUGCGUAAUGUUUCCAACCAAAUCGGAGUUGAGGUAAGAUGAUACGUCAGAUAUUUUGGGUUGGACCCGCCGGCACAAAUGUCUAGGCCAAUGCAGAAUUGGCAAACGGGAAAUCCACAAAUCUCAAGAAAUUCAUUCCAAUGAAAGCCACAGGACAAUUAGCUGACGUAUAUCUGGAGCAAAAUUUGAGAGUGCUGCCAGCCAAGGCCUUUCUUACAUUAAAACAAUUGGCUAACGUUAAAGAGUCUUCUAUGACAGAAGAAGGCUGAGAAAUCCUACUCAUAUGAAGUCUCCUUCAACAAAAUAAUUAGCAAGUUUAGCUCCUCCUCCGCUGCUUCUUUCUUGGUUAAUUGCGCAAAAACAGAAUACUUAAAUACUCCAAUCCGUUUCAAUCAGCAUCUCUGCUCACUGUCAGCGUUGGCACUUAACCAUGAGUUCACAGAGUGUAAAAGAGGACUGCCUUGCAUGGGCAGCUAGAGAUCCAUCUGGAGUUUUAUCACCUUACAAGUUUAGCCGCAGGGCUGUCGGCGAAGAUGAUAUUUCACUAAAGAUUACACAUUGUGGAAUCUGCUAUGCAGACUUUAUUUGGACUAGGAAUAAGCAUGGAGAUUCAAAGUAUCCCUUAGUGCCAGGACAUGAGAUUGUCGGAGUUGUAAAAGAGGUUGGUUCCAGCGUUACCCGCUUCAAGGCUGGUGACCGUGUUGGUGUUGGCACUUAUGUUAACUCAUGCAAGGAUUGUGAUUAUUGUAAUGACAGGCAAGAAGUUUAUUGUGUAAAAGGGUCAGUUUUAACUUUUAAUGCCAUUGAUAUGGAUGGUACAGUUACAAAAGGAGGAUAUUCUAGUCACCUUGUUGUCCAUGAAAGGUACUGCUUUAGGAUACCCAAUGAUUAUCCUUCAGCUUUAGCAGCACCUUUGCUUUGUGCUGGAAUCACUGUAUACAAUCCCAUGAUGCGGCAUGGGAUGAACCAACCGGGUAAAGCUCUAGGAGUAAUUGGUCUAGGUGGCCUUGGUCACAUGGCAGUGAAGUUUGGGAAGGCGUUUGGACUGAAAGUUACAGUUUUUAGCACAAGCAUAUCCAAGAAAGAAGAAGCCUUGAGUGUGCUUGACGCAGACAAUUUUGUUGUCUCAUCUGACCAAGAACAGAUGAAGGCCUUCUCUAAUUCACUAGAUUUUAUAGUGGACACGGCAUCUGGUGAUCACCCAUUUGAUCCAUACAUGUCCCUCUUGAAGACUGCUGGGGUUCUUGUCCUUGUGGGAUUCCCAAGUGAAGUGAAAUUCAGUCCUGCGAGUCUCAAUCUCGGUAUGAAAACUGUAUCUGGCAGCAUUACAGGCGGUACCCAAGUGACACAGGAAAUGCUGGACUUCUGUGCUGCUCAUAAAAUCUACCCCAAGAUAGAAUUAGUUCCUAUUGACUAUGCAAAUGCUGCUCUUGAAAGGUUAGUAAAGAGAGAUGUGAAGUACAGGUUUGUGAUAGACAUAGAGAACUCCUUGAGUGAUACUGUAUAAGCAGAACGGAGGAUCUCUGCUAUAGCGUAGAAGGGCAAUUGGUUGGAAAUACUUCACAGAUCUGAAGAAAGGAUUUUAGUAUUGGUCCUGCAUCUCAUAUAACAACUGAACGAUGAAUGAACUUGAUCAAGAUGAGCGUCAAAUCCCACUAUUUCUCAAAUAGUAGGCAACUGAAUAAAUUUCAAAAGAUCUGAUGGACUUUUGGAUGCCAUGUAUUCUUGUCUGUUGAUAGACUUCUGUAUCUGUACCUUAGAACAAUAUAGAGUUUGACUCUCAAAUUACCUUUUUCAUCUAGUUUCUAACCCAGUUGGAAAAUCUUGCUGUUGAAUCUGAAACUCUCUCCUGUUCUUAUCUUAGUUGUCAUCAAUAUUUUCAGGUGCUACAUCUCUUAA